AUGAAUUUCAAAUUUAUUGCAAGUCGGUUCGCAAUAGUUACUUGCGAGGCAUGUCGAUCUCCGACGCGCAGACACAUGUGUCCAGUGGACCAGGCUCUCGAGCAAGAUGCAUAUUCCAGUGCCCAGCGCUGGAACCCGGGCGCCACCGUAUGA
This is a messenger RNA of Cordyceps militaris CM01, 153 nucleotides long. RefSeq lists its product as uncharacterized. NCBI's taxonomy places the organism in Eukaryota, Fungi, Ascomycota, Sordariomycetes, Hypocreales, Cordycipitaceae. The transcript is spliced from 2 exons. The coding region runs from base 1 to 153 and encodes 50 amino acids. The record is from RefSeq and is a predicted model, not a curated record.